CGCCUUCAACGUCAGACUCCUUUCGCGUUCGUGUCCAAACGACAGGAGUGUCAUGUGGUGCGUCGUGUUGAACAUUCUCCUGCGGUACCUGCACGUCGUCUCCUGCUUCUGCGUGACGUGUCUGGCGCUGUACCGAUACCUGUACCUGUGCUGGCCCCUCCGCUACCCGAUGCUGGUCACCAAGCGCCGCUGUUGCUACGUCACUCUCGCCUGCUGGACGCUGCCCUUCGCCCUGGUUGCGGUGCCGUCUGCGAUCGACGGUCAGGCUCCGUGCGCUGACAUGCGGGUGACGGUCUCCUUCUAUGCCACCUACGUCGUCUUGUACAUCCUAGGCGCCCUCGCCACCUUCGUCGCGUACCUCCUGGUGGCGCUGGAGUUCAGGAGGAAGCACCACAGAGCUUCGCCGAACGCAGACAUCGCCAAGUUCGACUUCCUCGCGAAAGUGCGAACGGAGAGGUGCGCGCUCCACGUCUUCGUCCUCUACACUAUCUUAUCUCUCCCUCACAUCAUAAUGGUCGUCGUGAGCAUGACCCAGGUCGAGAUAGCCCAGAUGAACAGGAACAUCCCGGCCCUCCUGCAGCGCCUCCACCUCCUGCUGUUCCUCCCCUUCUACGCCUGGGCCAAUCCCUUCUUCCGCGCCGCCCUCACCAGCUGGGCCAAGAGGACGUGGCGAGGAUGACCU
Molecule: messenger RNA, 682 nt
Organism: Penaeus vannamei (Pacific white shrimp)
Lineage: Eukaryota; Metazoa; Arthropoda; Malacostraca; Decapoda; Penaeidae
Product: olfactory receptor 6E1
Biological process (GO): G protein-coupled receptor signaling pathway
Cellular component (GO): plasma membrane
Molecular function (GO): G protein-coupled receptor activity
Source: RefSeq, a predicted model, not a curated record